AUGGAGAAGCUGGAAAGCGAGGACGACUUCCAAUGGUGCCUGCGCCGCCUCGAGGCCCAUUUCGCUCCCAAACAGAAUGUUUGUGUUGAGCGCUACCGCUUUCGCAGCCGGGGGCAGCAACCAGGUGAGACCACCAGCCAGUGGGUCUCCGUGCUGCGCCAGUUGGCCAGCACGUGUGAGUACGGUGCCCAGAUGGACGAGUUUAUCAGGGACCAGGUGAUUGAGAAGACCCCCAGCAGCAGGAAGGACGGCAGCAGCUUCCGCAGGGGAGGCAGCAGCAGCCGAGACGGCAGCAACCACAGCAGCAGACAGCAGGCCCUGAGUGCUGGGGCUGCGGGCGCCCUGGACAUCGCAGAGGUGACCGCAGCUGCCCAGCGUUCGCCACUGCGCCGCCUGCCUUUGGCUGUGCUGGACGCAGUGAGUGCCCGGAUUGAUGAGCUGGAGGCCCAGGGCGUGAUUGAGAAGGUGAGCGCGUCUCCCUGGAUCUCACCACUGGUCGUUGGCAGGAAACGGGACGGUGCCAUCCGCCUCUGCGUUGACAUGAGGAGGGUGAACCAGGCGGUCAUCACGGAUGGUCAUCCUCUCCCGAGGAUUGAGGACGUUCUCGAUCGGCUCCGUGGUUCGCUGAUGUUCUCCAGGCUGGACCUGAAGGACGCGUACCACCAGCUGGAGCUGCAUCCCGACAGCCAGAACCUGACCACGUUUGUCAGCCACAAGGGUUUGUACCGGUUCCGCCGUGUAAACUUUGGUCUGGCGAGUGCCGGCCCUUGUUUUCAGAGGGUGAUGACGUCGAUGCUGGAGGGCAUCCCCGGGGUGGAGGUGUACCUCGACGACAUCAUCAUCCACGCACCGUCCCAGGCGGAGCAUGACGCUCGCCUGAAGCAGGUGCUGCGGCGGUUGGAGGACCACCGUGUGAAAGUGAACUGGUCCAAGAGUGCCACCGGCUGCCGUGACGUUGAUUUCCUCGGUUACAGGAUCUCAGCGGCCGGUGUGCAGAUCGACCCAGAGCGGAUCAGUCCGCUGCUGGAGGCUCCAGAGCCACAGGACGAGAAGGGCCUCCGCGCCUUCCUGGGAGCCACGGGCUACCACGCCCGUUUCAUGCCGCGGUACUCGGACCUGGUCGAGCCGCUGCGAGCUGCGCUGCGCGCUGACAAGUUCGAGUGGUCGCCGGCGCUGUCCAGCGCCGUCCAGCGCGUCAAGGACGCCAUCCGUCAGUCACCGGCGCUGGGUAUGUUCGACCCCGCGCUCGCCACGGUGCUGACGACCGACGCCAGCGACGUCGGAGCAGGCGCGUGUGUGACGCAGAUCGACGCCUCGGGGUCGCCCAGGGUCAUCGCGUACGCGUCUAAGUCGUUCUCUCCGGCCGAGCGUAACUACUCCACUGUGGAGAAGGAGGCGCUGGCCGUGGUGUGGGCCUGUGAGAAGUUUCGCCACUAUCUCUGGGGGCGGAAAUUCACUCUGCGCACGGAUCAUCAGGCUCUGUGUCCUAUUUUCGGUCCCAAGGGUUCCACGCGCGUCGGCCGGCGUGUCGCGCGGUGGGAGGCCCGCCUGCUCGAGUUUUCUUUCGACGUUGAGUACGUCCGCUCGGAGCGGAACACCGUGGCCGACGGCCUGUCACGGCUGCCGGUAGCCGAGACCUGGUGGCCGGAUGAUGACGAUCUCCAGAUUGCAGCUCUGACGGUGGCAGCAGCCAUCUCUGAGGAGGAGCUCAGUGACGCCUCGGCGGCCGACGAGUGUCUCAGCGUCGUCCGUGGGUACGUGUCCGGGCAGUGGCCCCGCCAGAGGGACGUUGACCCCCGAGCAGCUGGUUUCUUUCAGGUACGGGACGAGCUGUCCGUACAUGGCCAGCUGCUGCUCCGCGGUGACCGGCUGGUGGUGCCAGCGGCGCUGCGCGAGCGCGUUCUGACUAACGCGCACGCGGGCCACCAGGGGGUGGUCCGCACAAAACAGCGGCUUCGUGAGCGUUUCUGGUGGCCGCGCCUGGACCGGCAGGUGCGUGACCUGCUGAAGAGCUGUGAGGUCUGCUCUCAGCACGAUGGGCACGUGCGGAGGGAGAGGCCGCCCCUCCAGCCCAUCCCACUCCCAGAUGGACCGUGGCAGCGCCUCAUGGUGGACGUGAUCGGUCCCAUGAGAGGUCCGUCGUCUGAGCGCUACGGCAUUGUGCUCGUCGAUAUGUACAGCCGGUGGCCGGAGGUCGCGCUCUGCCAGGACGCGACGGCAGACAGUAUCUGCCAGUUCCUGGAGACAGUGUUCGCUCGCGAAGGUGUGCCGCUGGAGCUACUGUCAGAUAACGGCCCUGCGUUCCGGUCGGGCCGACUCGCCGAGUUUUUGGGUCGCAUGGGCGUCAAACAGACGUUUAGUUCGCCCUAUUCGCCGCAGACCAACGGCAUGGUCGAGCGGCUGAACCGGACGGUUAAGGAAGCCAUCCAGUCGGCUCGCCUGGCGAGGGAGCCGCGCUCGACGUUUGUCAGAAAGUUCCUGGGUGAGUACCGGGUCACGGUCCACCCGGCGACCGGAGUGUCGCCCUUUGUUUUGAUGAGGGGGCGGGAGGCGCGGACGAUUCUCGAUGUGACCCCGUCCGAUGUGACCCCGUCCGGCCGUGCUGCCGAGGAUCGAGCUGUCCGGCAGCAUCACCAGUCGUACCAGGAGACCUACAGGGCCCGGUAUGACCGCACCGCCACGGCCGCCCCGCGAUGGGAAGCUGGCGACUGGGUGCGAGUACGGAAGCCCGGGACGGGCCGGGUCGAGGGGCAGCGCUCUGUGCAGCCGUAG
Molecule: messenger RNA, 2772 nt
Organism: Amphibalanus amphitrite
Lineage: Eukaryota; Metazoa; Arthropoda; Thecostraca; Balanomorpha; Balanidae
Exons: 4
Coding region: 1-2772 (923 amino acids)
Biological process (GO): DNA integration
Molecular function (GO): nucleic acid binding
Source: RefSeq, a predicted model, not a curated record